Molecule: messenger RNA, 2813 nt
Organism: Lates calcarifer (barramundi perch)
Lineage: Eukaryota; Metazoa; Chordata; Actinopteri; Centropomidae
Gene: tdo2a
Product: tryptophan 2,3-dioxygenase a
Exons: 13
Coding region: 227-1429 (400 amino acids)
Molecular function (GO): L-tryptophan 2,3-dioxygenase activity; heme binding; metal ion binding
Source: RefSeq, a predicted model, not a curated record
UAUAUUUAUGACAUUGUGUUAAUGCGUUAGCAGUGGGUAGGGAUUGUCAAAAUCAGAGUUCUUGGUUAAAAAUAACUACUUUAUAGUACAAUUACCAGGUGUGUUUUUAGUGCCAACCAAACAGAUAUCAAUCCUCUUACUCUGGUCAGACAAAGUCCAGAAGGUGUUCCUGGUUCAAGGUAAACAUGGGGCAAAUAGAGGCGGGCCGGAUGGUGACUACAUCCUCAUGAGCGAUUGGAUGAGGUUAUUCAAAAACAAGCCUCCAAAUAGAGAGGAAGAUGAGGACGCCUCUCAGGCAGGAGUUAACAAGGCCAGUAAAGGAGGAAUCAUCUAUGGAGACUACCUGCAGCUCGACAAAAUAGUGUCAGCCCAGGUGCUGCAGAGUGAACUAAAGGGUAAUAAGAUCCAUGAUGAGCACCUCUUCAUCGUCACCCAUCAAGCCUAUGAGCUGUGGUUCAAACAGAUUUUGUUUGAACUUGAUUCAGUGCGAGAGAUCUUCAUCAGUGGACAUGUCCGAGAUGAACGCAAUAUGCUCAAAGUCAACACUCGCAUCCACAGGAUUGUAAUGAUAUUCAGACUGUUGGUCGACCAGUUUGCGGUUUUGGAAACAAUGACAGCCUUGGACUUUUUUGACUUUAGGGAAUACCUGUCUCCAGCCUCAGGCUUCCAGAGCCUCCAGUUUCGACUGCUGGAGAACAAAAUCGGGGUCCCGGACAACCUGAGGGUUCCAUACAACAGACGUCAUUACAGGGACAAUUUCAAGGGUCAUGACAGUGAGCUGCUGCUUUCAACUGAACAGGAGCCCACACUCUUAAAGCUAGUCGAGGAGUGGCUGGAGAGAACUCCUGGCUUGGAGGUGGAUGGAUUCAAUUUCUGGGAAAGGCUGGAAAUCAAUAUAUUUGAUGGGCUGAAUCAAGAGAAGGAGAAAAUUGAGAAAAUGCCAGAUUCUGAGGAGAAGGAGGAACUGAUGGCUGAGCUGGUCAAACAGAAAGAGCUCUUCACCUCUCUGUUUGAUGAAAAGCGUCAUGACCAUCUCCUUAGCAAAGGUGAGAGGCGGCUCUCCUACAAGGCUCUACAAGGUGCCCUGAUGAUCUACUUCUACAGGGAGGAGCCAAGGUUCCAGGUUCCUUUCCAGCUGCUCACCUCCCUCAUGGACAUUGACACUCUCAUGACAAAAUGGAGAUACAAUCAUGUAUGCAUGGUGCAUCGUAUGAUUGGCAGCAAGGCUGGAACAGGGGGCUCAUCUGGCUACCACUACCUGAGAUCCACUGUCAGUGACCGCUACAAAGUGUUUGUGGAUCUGUUCAACCUGGCAACAUUCCUGGUGCCUCGCCACUGGGUACCCAAGCUGAAUCCCAAUGUUCAUACCUUCCUCUACAUGGCUGAGUGUUGUGACAGCUCCUACUGCAGCAGUGAGGACUCAGACUAAGGGGGCAUCUCACUCGUUUGUCCUUGGCAUCCUUUCGUUCAUCAUGGCAGUCCUCACCUCACAAUGGUGGAUCAUUCGCACAGCUGAAUGGAUUUAGUGGCAGGUGUGUGGGUGAAUAGGCAGCCAUCAAUACAUGCAGAGAAAUACAUAUUUUGUUUAGAGGCUACAUAAUGUUUUAGUCUAGUGAGCCGAGGAGAUAUCCAGUUGGACUACCUGACCUAUAUAUUGAUUUGUUUUUCUCAAGAAAUUAACGAGGGCAGUCUUAAAUACAUACAUACUACAGAGGAUUAUGAAGAACACUUACAAAUCAGAGAAUCUUCAAUCUUAAUUUGAUGGAGGGUUUUUUUCCAGUUGACACAGGAUGUUGGAUAAGAUAGAAAGUAACUAUUUAAAGUAGCUGUAAACCAUUAAAAUAUCCAUUAGGGAGAGCCAUUUUAUAUUUUUAUCCCUGCUGGUUUUCUAGGAAGUAUGUAUUCUGACAUGUAAAUACAGAAAAAUAACAAAUGUACAAAAUUACAAAAUAUUUAGCAAGCAAGGUAAAACUCUUGCUUUUCAUUGUGACACUAAUAGCAUACCAGGUAUCCUCAAAUUAUGUUCGAAACAAGAGCAAAAACACAAAUUACUAGUUCAACAGUUACAUCAAGCUACAGAACCUGCAACACAGCAUCUGACCCUGAAUAAAUCAAAUGGCCAUAAUAGACUAUUUUGCUCUAAUCUCUAAUCCCGACUGGACACAAAGUACAGCAGAUGGCUCCUUGAUAAGGUUUGCUUAGAUGUUUUCUCAAUAAAAUUAUGCAAAUUCACUGUGACUGACCUGAAAGCAAAUGGAUCGGUGAGAGCAGUGAUCAAACUGGUGGCGGUGAAUAGUAUUUUAGAAACGCACCGUCUUUCAUGCCAGAACGGGAAAGGUGUCAGGGAGGGAGCUAUUUCAGACUACUGAGAUGCAGCUCAGGUGCAAACCUCUGUAUAAACAAUCAACAUCAACAUCUAAAAUAAAACAAUUUGCAUAAAUGUAACAUAACAUAAAUGUAAAACUCUAAAAUAUUAACCAAAAAAAUUGUACAUAAUGUUAAUAAUGUAGUUGCUGUAGAUGUGUUUUGUAUAGUAUUCUAUAUGGUAUGUUUUGUUAUGUAUUUAUGCAGUGAUUAAUGUGAUCUCUGUAUAGAUACAUUUGAGUUGUAUUACCCAUGACAUGUAUCUACCUUAUGUAUUUUAUAAGAUACAUAUUUUGUACAGUGCAUCUAUUCUUAUUAUCAGUUUUACAGUGGUGAAUGUGUAUUAAUCGCUCAGUUAUGAUCCAACAUUUAACAACAUAUGAAGUGAUUUAUUUUGUUUUGGUGAUGCAAGAUGGUGACAUUUCAAUAAAAAACAUUAUUUAAAGUGA